AUGGGCCAUGGGGCCGGCCGUGAGUACUCGCCUGCAGCCACCACUGCAGAGAAUGGGGGCGGCAAGAAGAAGCAGAAGGAGAAGGAACUGGAUGAGCUGAAGAAGGAGGUGGCCAUGGACGACCACAAGCUGUCCUUGGAUGAGCUGGGCCGCAAAUACCAAGUGGACCUAUCCAAGGGCCUCACCAACCAGCGGGCCCAGGACAUUCUGGCUCGGGAUGGGCCCAAUGCCCUCACCCCGCCCCCGACAACCCCUGAGUGGGUCAAGUUCUGUCGCCAGCUUUUCGGGGGCUUCUCCAUCCUGCUGUGGAUCGGGGCCAUCCUCUGCUUCUUGGCCUACGGCAUCCAGGCUGCCAUGGAGGAUGAACCAUCCAACGACAACCUCUAUCUGGGCGUGGUGCUGGCAGCUGUGGUCAUCGUCACCGGCUGCUUCUCCUACUAUCAGGAGGCCAAGAGCUCCAAGAUCAUGGAUUCCUUCAAGAACAUGGUGCCUCAGCAAGCCCUUGUGGUGCGGGAAGGAGAGAAGAUGCAGAUCAACGCAGAGGAGGUGGUGGUGGGAGAUCUGGUGGAGGUGAAGGGAGGGGACCGCGUGCCGGCAGACCUCCGGAUCAUCUCUUCUCAUGGCUGCAAGGUGGAUAACUCAUCUCUAACGGGCGAGUCAGAGCCCCAGACCCGCUCCCCCGAGUUCACCCAUGAGAACCCCCUGGAGACCCGCAACAUCUGCUUCUUCUCUACCAACUGUGUGGAAGGCACGGCCAGGGGCAUCGUGAUCGCCACAGGUGACCGGACGGUGAUGGGCCGCAUUGCCACCCUGGCCUCGGGCCUGGAGGUGGGGCGGACGCCCAUCGCCAUGGAGAUCGAGCACUUCAUCCAGCUGAUCACAGGCGUGGCCGUGUUCCUGGGGGUCUCUUUCUUCGUGCUCUCCCUCAUCCUGGGCUACAGCUGGCUGGAGGCUGUCAUCUUCCUCAUCGGUAUCAUCGUGGCCAAUGUGCCCGAGGGGCUGCUGGCCACCGUCACCGUGUGUCUGACCCUGACCGCCAAGCGCAUGGCGCGGAAGAACUGCCUGGUGAAGAAUCUGGAGGCAGUGGAGACGCUGGGCUCCACCUCCACCAUCUGCUCCGACAAGACGGGCACCCUCACCCAGAACCGCAUGACCGUCGCCCACAUGUGGUUCGACAACCAGAUCCACGAAGCUGACACCACGGAAGAUCAGUCUGGGGCCACUUUCGACAAACGGUCUCCCACGUGGACGGCCCUGUCUCGGAUCGCCGGUCUCUGCAACCGUGCUGUCUUCAAGGCCGGGCAGGAGAACAUCUCUGUGUCUAAGCGGGACACGGCCGGCGACGCCUCUGAGUCAGCUCUGCUCAAGUGCAUCGAGCUGUCCUGCGGCUCCGUGAGGAAGAUGAGGGACAGAAACCCCAAGGUGGCGGAGAUUCCUUUCAAUUCUACCAACAAGUACCAGCUGUCCAUCCAUGAGCGAGAAGACAGCCCCCAGAGCCACGUGCUGGUGAUGAAGGGGGCCCCGGAGCGCAUCCUGGACCGCUGCUCCACCAUCCUGGUGCAGGGCAAGGAGAUCCCUCUGGACAAGGAGAUGCAAGAUGCCUUUCAGAACGCCUACAUGGAGCUGGGCGGGCUGGGGGAGCGUGUGCUGGGGUUUUGUCAACUGAAUCUGCCCUCUGGGAAGUUUCCUCGGGGCUUCAAGUUUGACACGGACGAGCUGAACUUCCCCACGGAGAAGCUCUGCUUCGUGGGGCUCAUGUCCAUGAUCGACCCUCCCCGGGCUGCCGUGCCAGACGCCGUGGGCAAGUGCCGCAGUGCCGGCAUCAAGGUGAUCAUGGUGACCGGGGACCACCCCAUCACAGCCAAGGCCAUCGCCAAGGGUGUGGGCAUUAUAUCAGAAGGCAACGAGACCGUGGAGGACAUUGCAGCCCGGCUCAACAUUCCCGUCAGCCAGGUCAACCCCAGAGAAGCCAAGGCGUGCGUGGUGCACGGCUCCGACCUGAAGGACAUGACGGCGGAGCAGCUGGACGAGAUCCUCAAGAACCACACGGAGAUCGUGUUCGCGCGGACGUCCCCGCAGCAGAAGCUCAUCAUCGUGGAGGGCUGUCAGAGGCAGGGGGCCAUUGUGGCGGUGACCGGGGACGGCGUGAACGACUCCCCCGCGCUGAAGAAGGCUGACAUUGGCAUCGCCAUGGGCAUCUCGGGCUCUGACGUGUCGAAGCAGGCCGCCGACAUGAUCCUGCUGGACGACAACUUCGCCUCCAUCGUCACGGGCGUGGAGGAGGGCCGCCUCAUCUUCGACAACCUGAAGAAAUCCAUCGCGUACACCCUGACCAGCAACAUCCCCGAGAUCACCCCCUUCCUGCUCUUCAUCAUCGCCAACAUCCCCCUGCCUCUGGGCACCGUGACCAUCCUCUGCAUUGACCUGGGCACUGACAUGGUCCCCGCCAUCUCCUUGGCCUACGAGGCAGCAGAGAGCGACAUCAUGAAGCGACAGCCGAGGAACCCCCAGACGGACAAGCUGGUGAAUGAGAGGCUCAUCAGCAUGGCCUACGGACAGAUCGGGAUGAUCCAGGCGCUGGGGGGCUUCUUCACCUACUUCGUCAUCCUGGCGGAGAAUGGUUUCCUGCCGUCGAGGCUGCUGGGAAUCCGCCUGGACUGGGAUGACCGGUCCAUGAACGAUCUGGAGGACAGCUACGGGCAAGAGUGGGUGCGUGGGGUGGUGGAGUUCACCUGCCACACAGCCUUCUUUGCCAGCAUUGUGGUCGUGCAGUGGGCCGACCUCAUCAUCUGCAAGACCCGGCGCAACUCAGUCUUCCAGCAGGGCAUGAAGAACAAGAUUCUGAUUUUUGGGCUGCUGGAGGAGACGGCCCUGGCGGCCUUCCUGUCCUACUGCCCCGGCAUGGGGGUGGCCCUCCGCAUGUACCCGCUCAAGGUCACCUGGUGGUUCUGCGCCUUCCCCUACAGCCUCCUCAUCUUCCUCUAUGACGAGGUCCGGAAGCUCAUCCUGCGACGGUACCCCGGCGGCUGGGUGGAGAAGGAGACGUAUUACUGA
Molecule: messenger RNA, 3054 nt
Organism: Neomonachus schauinslandi (Hawaiian monk seal)
Lineage: Eukaryota; Metazoa; Chordata; Mammalia; Carnivora; Phocidae
Gene: ATP1A2
Product: ATPase Na+/K+ transporting subunit alpha 2
Exons: 23
Coding region: 1-3054 (1017 amino acids)
Biological process (GO): potassium ion import across plasma membrane; intracellular sodium ion homeostasis; intracellular potassium ion homeostasis
Cellular component (GO): membrane
Molecular function (GO): ATP hydrolysis activity; P-type sodium:potassium-exchanging transporter activity; ATP binding
Source: RefSeq, a predicted model, not a curated record